Rhodofomes roseus is the source of this 2287-nucleotide messenger RNA. RefSeq lists its product as uncharacterized. Gene Ontology annotation, cellular component: Golgi apparatus; TRAPP complex. The coding region runs from base 81 to 2276 and encodes 731 amino acids. Gene Ontology annotation, molecular function: protein binding. The transcript has 8 exons. Lineage: Eukaryota; Fungi; Basidiomycota; Agaricomycetes; Polyporales; Fomitopsidaceae. The record is from RefSeq and is a predicted model, not a curated record.
ACAACUCGAGACAGGGCACGCCAUGCCCCCCGCGCGCCAUAUAAACGUGCGGAGGACGUGGGGGACUGCAGGCAGCCAACAUGAAGCGCAUCAGCCUGCACAUCCCGUCCACUCCUUCGCACUCUCCCUCCACGGACAAGUCCAAGGCGGGGACGCCUCCGACGGACAUUGUGCUGCUGCCUGUGCCCGCUGCGGGGAUGCGCGUCAAGGGCGUCCGCACCCUCGUCCGGCGCCUCCGGGGCGCCAUCCAGAUCGUCGCCCGAUCCAGACAUCACCAGUCCCCGGCCGUUGCCGCCCUCGUCCCCGCCCCGCCACCGUCCCCCGACCUAUUCGCGCCCUUCGUUCCUUCCGUCCCCGUCCCCGUCGACCUCGCCCUCUCCUCCAAGCACAGCGACGACUCCCUCACCACCACCUCCGCCCAGAGCAGCGACAGCCGCCAUCCCUCGCGCUCCUUCUCUAGCGCGCCGUCCUCCUUCUUCGCCACCGCUGUAGACCACUCGUCCUCUCUUGACGCGUCCUUGAACGUGCAAAGCAUGUCCGCCGACGAGUCCUCGCUCGCGCAAGGCCUACCAGGCGACGCGUCCUCGUAUGCAUCGGCGGUCCCGGAGGGUCAGUCCGUUGAGCUCUCCGAGCCCUCGCAGGGAUCGCUCCGCGCCGACGACACAUCCGCAUCCGACUUCUUUGCUGGGGAGUCCGAGUCCUCGGAUGCAGAAGGUGAUGAUGGAGACACAUCCCAACAAGCAGAUGCCUCCGAGCCGAACACUCGUAAUGAAGAACGCUCGUCCACGCUAGACGACGCCCAAUUCGGUACGUCAGAGCAUACUCCCGACUCAAGGGAUCCUGCAGCAAGUCCAGCCAUUCGAGAGAGCACGGAGUCGGGCGUACCCGACCCGUUUCUCGAGGACGACCCCGAGGAUCCUCCAGUCUCCUCUGAGCAGCCUCUUGGGCAGCCCGCGGCGGAUCAGCCACCUGCAGGCUUGUCCGUCGACGAGACCGCGCAGUCGCUCGCCGCCGCAGACGAGGUCACGCUCGCACAAUCACCGCCUCCGGCUUGGCCGGUCUCCGUACCCAACACCGCCGUCGACUUCAACAAGGCCGUCCCGCCACCGCCGCACACGGACGACGACGACGACGAAGACGAUGAAGACACCCCCGAGCUCUACCUCCCCGGGCUCGUCCUCCCCGCAAUGUUCCUCCCCAUCCCCAAUACGGACCCGUUGACUACGCUGCUGAUCAAAUUCAUCCCACCUGAGAGCCGCCCCCACCGCGACCUGAGCGGCAACUGGCAGGGCGCCGACUUCAACAUGCUCGUCAUGACGAACAGUUGGCGUGCACUCGCGAAGAUGGCGCGCGACCGCCUUGUCGAGACAGACCCAGAAGACCUCGACCUGGUCCUCUCACUCUGGUACCUCCGCCUCUCGUGCCUCGCGCGCCUCCGGCUCUUCAACCAGACCGCGGCGGAGUGCACGAACCUGUACACGGUCCUGAACGGCGUGGAGCCCGCGGCCGCGCGCGAGUGGCUGUUCGAGAAGAAGGUGCCGUUCGAGCUCGAGGUGCUCCAUGCGCGGCUCAAGUACUGGACGGCCGACCACAUGGGCUACCUCGACGCGCUGGCGGCGCUGUUGGCGGAGUGCAAGGCGCGCGCGCGUGCGGCGGACGGGAAGGCGGACUCGAUGGGCGCGGGGAUGUGGCAGGAGCGCGGCGCGCGCGUGUGCCUCAUCAUCGCGUCGCAGCUGAUCGAGAUGAAGGACUUUGCUGCUGCGGCUAGAUUGCUUGAGCCGCUGUGCAAGCAGCCGGGCGGGGUCACCGCGCCGCAACUCCAGUCCGCGGUGGGCAGGAUAUACGUCCAGGGCGGGUAUAUCCGCAUGGCGACGAAACACUUUGCGGAGGUGUGGAACGACCCGACUGCUGAGCCGUCGCUGAAGCAUAUGAAUGCGGCCGUGCUCGCUGCGGCCGACGGCGACUGGCCGAAGGCCAUUGAGGAGCUCGGGAAGAUGUUGGAUGAGGACCCGGAGAACUUUAUUGCUAUCAAUAAUCUUUCCGUCGCGUACUUGAGCCAAGGGAAGAUACAGGAGGGUAUCCGGGUACUAGAGGAAGCCAUCAAACUCUCUCCAUCCACCACGCUCGCCGCAGAGCCUCUCCUAUUUAACCUAUCGACAAUGUAUGAGUUGCGAUCCACUGCAGGAGCAGAUAGGAAACGAAGUUUGCUCAUUGAAGUCGCGAAGUGGGCAGGCGACGGCCUGCGUACGACGUGUCUGAAGAUGCCGAGCAACUAGGGCCUGCUGUC